AUGAGCUCGACAUUCAAAGUCAUCCUUGUUGGCGGAGGGCCAGUUGGACUUGCAGCAGCCCACGCUCUUACUCGGGCAAACAUUGAUUUUGUCUGUCUCGAAAGUCGGCCGACUAUUGCAAUAGACGCUGGUGCUAGCCUCGUUUUAUCACCAAUGGGUCUGCGCGUGCUCGGACAACUAGGUCUUCUUCCAGCCCUGAACCAAGUCAGCACUCCGAUCAAGGCCAUUUCCCGUUGCGAUCACAAGGGGAACGACCUGGGAACUUCCAAUAUUUUUGAACACCUCAAGAACAAUCAUGGUGAAUAUCCCAGAGUGAUUAGCCGGCAUGAUUUGACAAAACUCUUGUACGAUACACUUCCAGUGGAGCGCCAGGAACGCAUGCUGCCAAACAAAAAAGUGUCAAACAUCACCUCGACAUCGACUGGAGUGACGGUCAAUUGCGCUGAUGGUACUUGCUUCGAGGGCAGCAUCAUAAUCGGUGCAGACGGUGCUCAUAGUCAAGUCCGCCAACAGAUGCGAAGACUAGCAAUGCGCUCAUCAAACGGAGACGGUUCAUCGGUUAAUGCAGAGAACCCGUUUCUCACAACAUUUCGAGCUCUGUGGAUGAGAUUCCCCACCAACAUUGGACUUACCCCGGGACAGGCCCACGAGACGCACGGCGACAGCCUGGGCAUCCAGCUCUUUGCUGGUGAAGAUACCGCUGUGAUGGGCAUGUAUGAACGCCUGCCUCGGCCAACACAAGAGCGCCAUCGGUACAGCCAAGAGGACGAGGAAGCACUGAUGGACAAAUGGGGACACCUGCCUCUCACGGAUGGCCUGACUGUGCGCGAUGCCUACAACGCCAAGCUGUACACUGGCUUUGUUGACCUCGAAGAAGGUGUCGUGGAUCACUGGAGCUGGGACCGCAUCGUCCUCGCUGGCGACGCGGCGCACAAGUUCACCCCGAGCACUGGCUCCGGAUGCAACAAUGGUAUUGCCGACGUAGUUGUAUUGGUCAAUGAGUUGCACAAGAUUAUCAGCUCGCCCACAGCUGAGUCUGCCGAGCAACGCCACGAUCAAGUACCCUCCACUGCGCAGCUCACCGCCGCCUUCAAGGCGUACCAGGAAGCUAGACACGAGAACGUGGCGGCGGGAUGUCAGCAGUCUGGAAAUGCCACUGCCAUGGCCACCUGGCAAAACACCAUUCUCAAGAUUGUCGACAAGUAUGUCAUGCCAAACCAGACGGUCCAAAGAUAUUUCAUGAGCAAGGGCGCUAUUACUUUUUCAAAGUCACCCGUCUUUGACUUUGUAUAUGGCCCCGAGCCAUUGCAAGGUGCAGUCCCAUGGGUUCAGCCUAUACUUGCCAGCAAGGAAAUUUCCAUCUGA
This is a messenger RNA of Pestalotiopsis fici W106-1, 1365 nucleotides long. RefSeq lists its product as uncharacterized. Gene Ontology annotation, molecular function: FAD binding. Lineage: Eukaryota; Fungi; Ascomycota; Sordariomycetes; Amphisphaeriales; Sporocadaceae. The record is from RefSeq and is a predicted model, not a curated record. The coding region runs from base 1 to 1365 and encodes 454 amino acids. The transcript has 2 exons.